UUAGUUAUCUGUACGUAUUAUUUAAAAACUCUCUCCUUAUUUGCAAAAACAAAAACUACGUACGUGAGUUCUGUUUCAGGCGGCAGCAAGUCGGAAACAUGGCCGGAGCUUCCACCGAAAGGUCUCUGGAGCAGACGGCCACGUGGGCUGUUGCAGCAGUUUGCUUUGUUUUGGUUUUAAUUUCAAUAGUUAUCGAACACAUAAUCCACCUUAUAGGAAAGUGGUUGAAGAAGAAACACAAAAGUGCCCUUUACGAAGCCCUUGAAAAGAUAAAAUCUGAGCUUAUGUUGUUAGGGUUUAUAUCCUUGCUUUUAACGGUAGGGCAGGGUACGGUAUCCAAAAUAUGCAUAUCGGAGAAAUCUGCGGCUACUUGGCAUCCCUGCAACAGUAAACAAGAAGCUAAGCAUAACAACUAUUCCAAAACAGAUUACAACGACAAUAAUCACCGGAGACUUCUAAUGGCGUCGGAUUUCGGUGGAAGCAUUCGGCGUUCCUUAUCGGCGGGGUCCUCUUCUAGCAGUUGUCCUCCAGGUAAAGUCCCAUUUGUGUCAUCUGAAGGCAUCCAUCAACUCCAUAUCUUCAUCUUUGUGCUAGCCGUUUUUCAUGUCCUUUCUUGUAUCCUCACCAUGGCAUUAGGCAGACUCAAGAUGAGGAGGUGGAAGCGAUGGGAAAAGGAAACCAAAACUGUCGAGUACCAGUUUUCUCACGAUCCUGAGAGGUUCAGGCUUGCAAGGGACACAUCAUUUGGGAGAAGGCACUUGAGGUUUUGGACAAGAACACCCAUCCUCAUGUGGAUUGUUUGUUUCUUCAGGCAAUUUGUGAGGUCGGUACCUAAGGUGGAUUACUUGACCCUUCGACAUGGAUUUAUUAUGGCACAUUUGGCACCCCAAAGUCAUAUGAACUUUGAUUUCCAAAAAUACAUCAAUAAAUCACUCGAAGAAGAUUUCAAGGUUGUUGUGGGAAUUAGUCCUCCAAUAUGGUUCUUUGCAGUGUUCUUCCUACUCUCCAAUACCCAUGGAGGGUUCUCUUAUCUAUGGCUACCAUUCCUCCCAUUGAUUGUGAUCCUUCUGGUGGGGACUAAGCUACAAGUGAUCAUAACCAAAAUGGGGCUUCGAAUCCAAGAGAGAGGAGAGGUGGUUCAAGGCCUCCCCGUCGUUCAGCCUGGCGACGACCUCUUCUGGUUCAACCGCCCCCGGCUCCUAUUGUACCUCAUCAACUUCGUUCUUUUUCAGAAUGCCUUUCAGCUUGCUUUCCUUACAUGGACUUUGUGGGAAUUUAAACCAAGAUCUUGUUUCCAUGAGCAUACGGACGACUUAGUCAUCAGAAUCUCAAUGGGGCUAGUCGUUCAAAUUCUUUGCAGUUACGUUACUCUUCCACUCUAUGCCCUCGUAACACAGAUGGGAUCGAGCAUGAAACCGACCAUAUUCAACGAGAGAGUGGCGGCAGCGGUGAGAAAGUGGCACCACAUGGCCAAGAAACACAUCAAACAAAACAAAGGGUCCAUGACCCCCAUGUCCAGUAGGCCGACCACCCCACAUCACAUGUCCCCAGUGCACCUCCUUCGACACCACCGGAGCGAAAUGGACAGCCUCCAGACAUCUCCGAAGAAGUCGAAUUUUGAGAUCGAUUAUGGGCAAAUAGGAUCUCCAUCCGUCUGGCACCGGAAUCGUGGUGAGGGUUCAUCCUCACAUGGCCAUAAUAACGUGGAAAAUGGUUACGUAGAGCAUGAUAGGGAUGCAAACCAACCAAAUUUAAGUACUGGGCAACAUGCAAGCGCACAACACGAGAUUGAAAUUCCGUCAGAGGAAUUUUCUUUUGUCAAAAAAACGAGUGUAUAAAUCUAGAUUUUAGGAGGUAAAUUUCGUGAUUCUGAUGUGGAGUAACGUCAAAGCUUGAUUUUGCAUUUCCAGAGAAAUACUUUUUUUGAUUAUUAUUAUUAUUAUUUUAAUGAGAAAUUAAUACUCUGUUGAGUAUGGUAAUAAUUUUUUGUUUUAAUU
Messenger RNA from Rubroshorea leprosula, 1997 nucleotides. The record is from the annotation of a GenBank genome assembly. NCBI's taxonomy places the organism in Eukaryota, Viridiplantae, Streptophyta, Magnoliopsida, Malvales, Dipterocarpaceae.